CUCAUCACCACCUGCACCACCAUGCCUUGGCUUAUGAAGGCUGAGCCCGACACGCGCAUUGUGAAGGGAAAAGAUGUCAAGUUCUCUGUCGACGACUUCGAGGAGAUGGGAGAAUCGCCAUGGGAUGGCGUGCGCAGCCACGAGGCCAAGAACAUUAUGAAGGAGAAGAUGAAGCUUGGCGACAAGGUGCUGUUCUAUCACAGCAACUGCAAGGUGCCAGGUGUCUACGCCUUGGCUGAGAUCUCCAAGGAGGGCUAUCCAGACUACACAUCCUGGGACCCCUCCCACCCCUACUUCGAUGCCAAGUCGGACCAGUCCAAUCCAACAUGGUACAUGGUCUCUGUGCGCUUCAUCGCGCGUCUGCAGCACCCCGUCACGCUCUCCUUCAUCAAGUCGCUGGUUGGCAAGGCGGCGCCGCCUGGGCCGAUUUCGUACAUCGGCGCAGCGGGUCUCAAGGCUAUCCAAAGCAUGGCGUUGAUCAACCGCGGCCGUUUGAGUGUCCAGCCUGUCGAGCAAGGCGCGUACGACGCUAUCGUUGCCCUUGGUCAGAAGGGCGGCUUUGUGGAGGAGGCCAAGACGCCCAAGAAGAGGGCACCGAAGGAGGACAAGCCCGCGAAGACCGAUGCGGUCACGGCUGACGGUGACGAGAAACCGGCGAAGAAGGCCAAGACGGAGCCCAAGCCCAAGGCCGAGUCUAAGCCCAAGGCUGCCAAAGCUGAACCCAAGCCCAAGACCGAACCCAAAGCCGCACCACCUCCUUCCAACGGUACGCGCCGCAGCACGAGAUUAGCAAAGUAGACCGCCCAUUCGCCUUCACUUCAGUGCAUCUU
Messenger RNA from Vanrija pseudolonga, 830 nucleotides. It is a transcript of the gene THYN1, whose product is annotated as Thymocyte nuclear protein 1. The transcript is spliced from 9 exons. The coding region runs from base 22 to 798 and encodes 258 amino acids. Lineage: Eukaryota; Fungi; Basidiomycota; Tremellomycetes; Trichosporonales; Trichosporonaceae. The record is from RefSeq and is a predicted model, not a curated record. Gene Ontology annotation, cellular component: nucleus.